CCAUCCGCCGGGGGGCAGACGUGACUUCCGGCAGAAGUCAUGAUAAACAGAAACGUUUCCUGUCCGGUAGUAGGCGGUGAUCCCGGUAACUGACUGACCGGGGAACGGAUCUCAGAGACGGUGACAGCUGUUCAGAAAUCUCCUUAUCUGUCGCUGCAAGAACACAGACCGAUCUGAGAACAGCUGAGUAAACACGAGCUUAAGAGGAGGACGAGCAGCGGAGAAGAUCCAACAUGUCUCAACCAAUAACAUCGGCAAUUGCCAGUUCUCUGCCUGGAGAGGAGCUGAACGCUGACCUGCGGCCCACCUCCAUAUCAGACUGUCAGACACAGUCUGCUGAAGAAGUGAAAGAGAAGCCAAACGCUGACCCUGAACCACCGGGGAGGAUCCAUGUGGUCCCGAUCCACCAGCGUCCAGAUCUGCUGGUUCCUUGUGCCGACCUGGUGAACUCUGAGUGGCAGAGGAGUCAGGCCGCCCGGGUUCACUCCCUCAAUAAGUCUUGUCCAGAGUUCCCCCUCUGCCUGGUUCUUCUGCAGGGCCGCGGAAAGUCAGAGCGGCUGCUGGGCCACGUCCGGCUGUCCAGGGUUGUGGGUCAUGGCAGCAGCCUGUUUGUAGAGUCUGUGGUCGUGUCAAGGGCGGAGCGAGGGAAGGGCUACGGCCGGACUUUAAUGGAGGAGACCGAGCGCUACUCGAAAGGCAGAGGGUUCAAAUGCUUGUGCCUGACCACCCAUGAUAAGCAGCACUUCUAUGCACACCUCGGCUACGUGUUGUCAACGCCAGUGCAGAACGCAGGCUCCAUGACAUCGUUUGUUCCCAUGGAAACGCUUCUAAAGUUCUCCAGGAUACAGAGUGACGAGAUGAACAAGCAGAAUCAAAAACGGACAGUGAUGGACGCUCAAAUGCCACAAGUGAACCGAGACUCAGAUGGUGCUUAUGUUGCAGGGUCACCUCAGCCUCAUCCUCCCACUCUUCCUCCUCCACCUCCACCUCCUCCUCCACCUUCCAUCCCGCCACCUCCCUCCAUCCCUCCACCUCCUCCUCAACCCUCCAUCCCACUGCCUCCAUCUAUCCCUCCACCUCCACCUCCUCCUCCUCAGUCUGCAGGGCAGCUCGUAGUUCAGACCCUGAACGAGACUCCCUACAGAGACGCCAAAGGAGUUCCCAUCUACUGGAUGCACAAAGACAUUUGAUGAACACACAAAUGGACACACUUGAUAGUACAUACACCCACAGAAGAGAAAUAGAGCCUGAAAAUAUCUCAAUUAGAGAAACACACGUUCAAAUGGACUAAACACAAAUGAUAUCAUGUACUGCAAACUGUCAAACAAAACAGGAUUUUAUAUUUCAGUUCUCGUGGCUCGACUUUGGCUUUUCAUUAAAAAAACAUUUUUUUUAAACCUACCAGUGCCUCUCAUUGUUAUUUUAAAAAUGAAAAAAAAGUUGAAUCCUAAAAUUCAGCUCUUAAGUCCUUCUUAAAGAUUGGUUUUACUGUUGUUAUAAUAAUGUGGGCAGAGUUGAGACUGUUUUCACAUUUGUUGAAUCAUGGUGUAAGACUUGUAUGAACAAGAGGAUUUAGUGACAAAGGAAUCAUAUCUACUGUUAAAAGCGUAUGUCUAAUGAUGAAGCUAACACAGCUCAUGAGGAGGAAGCUUGAAUCUUCCAGUGAAGCAGGACACAUCUCAUUUUAUCCCAUCAGACUUUGAAAUUAAAAUUCUUUCAACAUUCACACUUGAUGGAUUUUUCAAUUGAGGAGAAGGAGAAGAUGUACUCAUCUUUACCUGCUCAGUUGAGUUAUAUUGAGAUUUAGAUUAUUUUUUGAAAAAGAUGGACUCAAAAAUCAAAGAAUUGGUUUUCUCCCAGUGGGUUGUUGGUUAGCUAACGGAUGGUGAAUGUAAAUUAAUUUUCUUAUCUUGAAAAGAUCAAUAAACUGCUGUAGCUGUUACAUCACAUGACAUGUUGUAAUGUUAAACUUGAAGGUUGAAUCUACCUCAUUGAACUGCCAGAGAUCUUAAGCCUUAUUAAAGUUUUUAAGAUUUGUUAUAUCAUUAAACUGAGACAUGAUGG
Paralichthys olivaceus (Japanese flounder) is the source of this 2064-nucleotide messenger RNA. RefSeq names its product N-alpha-acetyltransferase 80. The record is from RefSeq and is a predicted model, not a curated record. Gene Ontology annotation, molecular function: acetyl-CoA binding; N-acetyltransferase activity. Gene Ontology annotation, cellular component: cytoplasm. Gene Ontology annotation, biological process: protein acetylation. Lineage: Eukaryota; Metazoa; Chordata; Actinopteri; Pleuronectiformes; Paralichthyidae.